AUGUCUGCACAAUUAACAUCCAAUGGCACCGGCAGCGAGGCCGAGACCAUUAACACCAACAUUGUCACUCUCACACGCUUCUUGACCGAAGAGCAGGUCAAGGUCAAGGAGGCAACCGGAGACUUCACCCUGCUUUGCCACGCCCUGCAAUUCUCCUUCAAGUCAAUCGCAUACUACAUCCGAAGAGCAACCCUCGUGAACCUGACAGGUCUGGCCGGCUCCUCCAACACUACCGGCGACGACCAGAAGAAGCUCGAUGUCAUCUCCAACGACCUCUUCAUCGCCGCAAUGCGCUCCUCGGGCAAGUGCGCAUUACUGGUCUCCGAGGAGGAGGAGAACGUCAUAUACUUCAAGGAGAACAAGAACGCCCGCUACGCCGUCGCCUGCGACCCCAUCGACGGCUCCUCCAACCUGGACGCCGGUGUCUCGGUCGGCACCAUCUUCGCCGUCCACAAGCUGGCCGAGGGCUCCACGGGCACCAAGGAGGACAUCCUGAAGCCGGGCACGGAGCUGGUCGCCGCCGGCUUCACCAUGUACGGCGCUUCAGCCCAGCUGGUCAUCACCAUGAAGGGCGGCGGCGUCAACGGCUUCACCCUCGACAACGGCGUCGGCGAGUUCAUCCUGACCCACCCCAACAUGCGCCUGCCCAAGCAGCGCGCCAUCUACUCCGUCAACGAGGGUAACUCGCUCUACUGGGAGGACAACGUCAAGGGCUACUUCGAGUCGCUCAAGCAGCCCCAGGGCGACGACGCCAAGGGCAAGCCCUACAGCGCCCGGUACAUCGGAUCCAUGGUUGCCGACGCCUACCGAACGCUGUUGUACGGCGGAAUCUUUGCCUACCCCGCGGACAAGAAGGCCCCCAAGGGCAAGCUGAGAAUUCUGUACGAGUGUGCGCCGAUGGCCAUGGUCUUUGAGAACGCCGGCGGACAAGCCGUCAACUCGAAAAUGGACCGCAUGUUGGAAGUUGUCCCUGAGGAUAUCCACGACAAGUCAGGAAUCUUCAUGGGCAGCUGGGAUGAGGUCGAGAAGGUCAAGCAGUUCCACAAAUCAUAA
Molecule: messenger RNA, 1053 nt
Organism: Diaporthe citri
Lineage: Eukaryota; Fungi; Ascomycota; Sordariomycetes; Diaporthales; Diaporthaceae
Exons: 4
Coding region: 1-1053 (350 amino acids)
Biological process (GO): fructose 6-phosphate metabolic process; sucrose biosynthetic process; gluconeogenesis
Cellular component (GO): cytosol; cytoplasm
Molecular function (GO): fructose 1,6-bisphosphate 1-phosphatase activity
Source: RefSeq, a predicted model, not a curated record